CAUGCUUUAAUGAAAGGAAAGAAUGAAGACAUCAAUCGAGGAGAAGUUCUGCGAAUUCUACGAGAAGUGGGUAUGUCAGCUAGAAGAAUAUCUUAGAUUUCUCGUUCAAGAUUACACACACGAAUCAGAUUACGAAAAUUUAGUGGCGAAGAUGACAACCCAUCACAAGAAUUACUACAAAUUUAAAUGGGCAGCUGCCCAUGAAGACGUUUGUGCGUUUUUCUCGCCGGUGUGGUUAACACCAUUCGAAAACGCUUAUCUGUGGGUCACCGGUUGGAAGCCGUCGGCGGUUUUCCGGUUUGUGGACUCGUUGCGGUUGACGGGAACAGGACUGGUGGACUUGACGGAGGAGCAGGUGAAGAGAAUUGAAGGGUUGAGGAUGAAGAUUAAGAUGGAGGAGGAGAAGGUUGAGAGGGAGAUGGAGAGACAGCAGGUGGGGAUGGCGGACAGACGGAUGGUGGAGAUGGUGAGGUAUAUGAGAUAUGGUGGUGGUGUCGGCGGUGGUGAUGCGGUGGCGGUGGUGGCGGUGAAGGGGUUGUUGGGUGGGUUGGAGAGAGUGAUGAAAAUGGGGGAUUGUGUGAGAUUGAAGACGUUGAAAGGAUUGUUGGAUUUGAUGAAUCCAAAGCAGUGUGUGGAGUUGUUGGCGGCACAGUCGAUGUUUCAUGUUGAGUUGCGGAAAUGGGGCAAAAAAUUGUGAUUUUGUAAGUUUUUCUUGAUACAACAAGACAAUUAGUUCUAGUUGUUAAUGCAUGUUUUGUGUUUGUUGUACUGAUUUUAUGGGAUUAUUCGAGGUUCGAAUCUGUCACACUAAGCAUA
This is a messenger RNA of Lactuca sativa (garden lettuce), 816 nucleotides long. RefSeq names its product protein DOG1-like 4. Gene Ontology annotation, molecular function: sequence-specific DNA binding. NCBI's taxonomy places the organism in Eukaryota, Viridiplantae, Streptophyta, Magnoliopsida, Asterales, Asteraceae. The record is from RefSeq and is a predicted model, not a curated record. Gene Ontology annotation, biological process: DNA-templated transcription.